Molecule: messenger RNA, 4337 nt
Organism: Halichondria panicea
Lineage: Eukaryota; Metazoa; Porifera; Demospongiae; Suberitida; Halichondriidae
Exons: 1
Coding region: 260-4195 (1311 amino acids)
Source: RefSeq, a predicted model, not a curated record
AGAGGGCUUCUAAAUCAUGUAGAAACUUCAUAAACAGUGUCUAACUAUUAUAAUUAUAUUUCUUAUGUUGCAGCUAUGUUGCAGCUAUGGCACAUAAUUAUCAGGUGUUAUUGUUCACAAAAUCAAACGUUUUUACAAAACUUUUUGUCUUAUUUCUCCCAAAUCCUGCAUUGUGUAAACACCACUGUUUGGGAAAUUAAUAUUUUUGCUGUAUAAUAAUUAGACUCUCACAGUCCUGUACCAGUACGUUUAUGAUCCAAUGGCUGACUGCAAGAUGAAUUUACGGUAUCUCAGUUUGCUACUACUACUAGUAGCAGCUAACCAGUUAGCGAACUCAAUGCUUACUGAUGACAGAAGUCACUGCAUUGGAGAUUCUAGUAGUGCAUCAAAUUGUAGUAAUCAAUGCACCAUCGGUUUCAAAGCUGUUGUAGAACGCCUUGUAAGUAAUUCUACCAUUCGCUUUUGCUCGGGUGUAAUUCAAAUCUCUACACUCAUUUCCUUCAAGAAUCUAACAAACAUUACCCUUCUUGGACAACCUGAAAGUGUGCUGAGAUGCAAUGAUUCGAAUGCAGGACUUGAAUUUGUACGUGUCAAUGGGUUGACAAUCGAAAACCUUCAAAUCGAGCAAUGUAGUGCUGAACAUGACAGCACUACGUAUACUCACAAUGAAACGUCCUCAAACCAUUUUGAAACUACUCGGCUUAGCAGUGCAUUGUAUGCUGUUAACUGUAGUAACCUCCAUAUGGACAAUGUUCACAUUACGAAUAGUUCUGGAGUGGGACUUGUGUUGUAUGAUGUCAGUGGAAGUGUCAAAGUAAUUAAUUCGAUUUUUGACUAUAACACAAAUAAUAUCAUCCAACAUGACAAGAUAUUUCGAGGUGGUGGAAUUUAUAUGGAGCUAACCGUAUGUACCCCCGGUAUCUAUUGCACUGACUUCGAUAACAAAACAGGGAAUACACGAGCACAGGGAAAUGACUAUACUUUUGUAAAUUGUACAUUUGAAAAGAACACUGCUUUCUUUUGGGGCCCAAAGUUUAUUCAAUACACAAAAGAAAGGAAGAGAUUGGAUCACCAGGGUCUCGGAAGAGGGGGUGGUCUCUCUAUUCAACUUAAUGGAGAGUCACAAUUUAAUACAAUCAUUGUACGCAACUCUACGUUCAGGCAAAACAAGGCAAACUGGGGUGCCGGUGUAUACAUAGUAGUUCAAGACUAUAGCAGCCACAACACUAUUCUCUUGGAAGAUCUGACUGUGGAAGAAAAUGUGUGUCCUGAUUAUGGUGGUGGUGGCAUCGAUUUAGGCUUCAAUAUUGCUGAGGUACUUAACAAUACUGUGAACUUCGACAACUGUAUGUUUGUGAGUAAUCAGGCUACCUAUGGUGGCGGUGUGAGAGUGUAUUCUAGUCGAAGAUCACAUUCUGAUUUGCAAAACAAUAUUCACUUUCAGGAUUGUAAGUGGAUCAGUAACAAAGCACGAUUUGGUUCAGCUAUUGAUAUUGCUCCACAUGUAUGGGAAGUUUUGUCAAGUGGAUUUUUACCCAUUCCAACAUUUCAUAAUUGUGAAUUCAGAUCAAACUCUGCUGGUCCAGUUGAAUUUUUCCCAGGGAACGGCUACACCGAGUACGUUAAUGGUAGAGGUGCAAUGAUGCUUACUAAGUUCAAUGUGACGUUUAGUGGUUCAAUCGUGUUUAGGGAUAAUUCAGGAACAGCAAUAUACCUCUCUUCCAGUACAAUUGUUACAAGACCACAAAGUGUAUGCGAUUUUACUGGUAACAGUGGAUUCCAAGGUGGAGCGAUUUCGUUUGUGGGAUUUUCAGCUUUGAUUGUGAUGGAGCACAAUACAUUUCACUUCACCAAAAACAACGCUACAAGAAGGGGUGGUGCCUUGUAUGCUUACAAUAUUGACAAGCAUAACUUUGUGUCCUCCAGAAGCUGUUUUAUUCAGUACCAUGGCAACAUAGAUUCUGAACGUGAAAAGAAUGUAACAUUUACGUUUACCGAUAACUUUGCUGGCUAUCUUGUUAGAAACCAUUCCGAAUGCUAUGCAUCUGGACAUGCAAUUUUUUCCCCCUCUCUUUUUACUUGUAUUCAUGCUUGCAUUUCCAUUUCGUUAAACUGUGACAGUACUUGUAUAAAUCAUCGUGAUCAAAGGAACACCUUCAAGUGUGUUGGAGAAUUUAUUUUCAAGGGUCCUGAUAUCAAAUGUCAAGUGUCUACUUCUGGAGGAAAAUUUUUAUUAGGAGAAUCACGUCAUAUUGAUCAGAAGUUCUUUAAAUUUUAUCCUGGACGAGAAAUUGAACUACCAAUAUCUGUUCAAAAUGAUUUCGGCCAAAAAAUAAAUGCUGUGUACUAUGCCACAAUUGAAAAUCGAAACAAAUCAAAUAUUCGAAUCAACCAACCUUACACGUACAUAUCAAACAGAAAAAUGCGACUACAUGGAGAACCUGGAAGUAAAGGUGUGCUAAGGCUGCAGAAGCUAGGCUAUCGUGAGAUUAUGCUGGACAUGAAUGUCAAACUGCUGGAGUGUCCCCCAGGGUAUGUUUUUGACGAUGUUGAUACUGAUAUUGAUGGUAAAGCCAAUGAUAAAUGUGUGUGCAGCUCUUAUGUUGCUAGAGCAGCCUUUGAACCAAUUAAGGAGUGCAAAAGGUCUAGUUUCCGUGCUCUUUUACAAAAAGGAUACUGGUUUGGAUUUCAUAAUGAAACAUUUGAAUACGGUUAUUGUCCAAGUGGUUAUUGUUCCAACACGUUUAAUCAGACACUUUUGCUACCUAGCUCCAAGGAACAUUUGAGCCAGGUCGUAUGUGGUAACUAUCGAACAGGCAGGUUAUGUGGGGAGUGUACUUCGAAUUUCUCUGUUCUUUAUCAUGGAACAAGUUAUCACUGUGGUAGCAAUGAAUCAUGUGACUAUGGGUGGUUUUUGUACAUAAUUUCUGAACUUUUACCGCUGACGAUUCUGUUUGUUCUAGCAACUCUCUUCAAUGUGAGUUUUACGUCCGGUGCCAUCAAUGGUUUCAUAUGGUUUGCACAAGUAAUCCAUUCAUUUCCUGUCACUGGCAAAUCAUUUGUCAUAUUCCCAGACCCAGUGUUCUACUUGUACACAAUAUCAAGAAUGAUCUACAAUAUGUUCAACUUUGAUUUCUUUAGUCAUAAUAAGCUUUCAUUUUGCCUGUGGGCAGGAGCUACAACCAUGGAUUUGUUAGUUUUCAAGUUUGUGACUGUUGUGUAUGUAAUCAUUCUGGUGUGUCUCACAGUUGCUCUAACCAAGUACUGCAACAUCCUACAGAAGUAUCAGUGCUUUCGCCACUCAACGUUCAGGUCGUAUAUUAUCCACGGUUUGUCCUCUGUACUCGUGAUUGUGUUCUCUCAAUGUAUCAGUGUGAGCUGUCAGAUUCUUGAAAUCGGCAAUGUAAUGGGUAAAGGAAACAUGUUUCACGGUUACGCUGUGUUUCGUCAAGGGAAUUUAAAACCAUUCUCUGGAGGUCAUAUCAAAUAUGCAGUCGUUGCAGUUCUGUGCAUGGUUAUCAUGACUGUUCCUACAUUGUUACUCCUAAUUUAUCCGCUCUGUUUUAAAGUGUUGAAUAUCCUUCGAUGUAGUGACACAAAUCCGGUUGCUAAAGUGUUCUUUCAUGUACCAUAUGCAAAACUGAAGCCUUUCUUGGAUUCUUUUCAGAGCUGCUUUAAGGACCAUUGCAGGGUUUUUGCUGGCAUGUAUUUUCUUUACAGAGUUCUGAUAAUUUUAACAAUUAUUUUUCCUAGGCUGACCCAGCGUUAUAUGAUGUUAGAUGUCUUUUUGACAACCUUCCUCCUUUUUCAUGCCAUUGCGCAGCCUUAUCGUGAGCAUUGGCACAAUAUUCUUGAUGGUCUGCUUUUCUUUAACCUGAUAGUGGUUAACAAGAUCUCGUGGUUCAACUAUGAUUACAUUAAUCCCACUACUGGUACGAGUGAUGACAGCACAAUUCCCUUCACAAGUACACUCUUGGUUAUAGUCAUGAAUAUUCCUCUAUUUUACAUAAUCACAUACAUCAUCGUGAACCUCGUUAGAAAAAUAAAGAAGAGACGCACUGUUGGUAUUCUUGAUCCAAUUGGGUUGAGUGGUGAGAACAACAUGUACGAUUUUGAGCUCACCAAUAGAGAGGAGGAUUCGGACUCGGACGAAAAUAGUAUGGAGUAUCGCCCAUUUGGUAAAGAUCACAAAUAAGUUAAUCGUUUGCUCCUGCUGCCUGACUAUACUAAUUAGCUUUAAAAUUAUAUUAGCUACUUAUAUAAUUAAGCGAUUUGUUUUGUCAAUAUUUUUGUACAUUUCCCCCAUGCAUGCAAUUGUUGAUUUCUUUGUCAGUGAA